This is a messenger RNA of Xenopus laevis (African clawed frog), 3863 nucleotides long. RefSeq names its product PDZ domain containing 8 L homeolog (gene pdzd8.L). The record is from RefSeq and is a predicted model, not a curated record. NCBI's taxonomy places the organism in Eukaryota, Metazoa, Chordata, Amphibia, Anura, Pipidae. The coding region runs from base 1 to 2721 and encodes 906 amino acids. The transcript has 6 exons.
AUGGGCAGUCAUUGCCGCCGCGCCUCCUUUCCCCGACUGCCCCCCUCACUGGGCCUCCCGCCCUGCCCACCCCACAUCGACUUCCACGUACUCACAGUUUUGAGGGGCCGCCCAAUGCCCCAACUCACCUCCAUCAUCGUCACCCAACGAAGAAGGUCAUCAAAGCCAAGCAACCCGCCCAACUACAAGAUCAGGUACAAACCAUUCUUCCCAAUACAAGUGCAACCACCUGAGACUGAUUUGGAGGAGCGACCCCUCUUCCUGCAAGACCUGGGAAUAACUGAAGGUCGAUUGAAAGUGUCUGUAAUAGAGUGCAGCAGGCUUCUGGUAUUUGGUUCUUAUGAGCAGGAGACCUACAUCCACUGCACCCUGGAGCUCAGCAGUAGCCCCUGGAAAGAGAAAACAAGAACAUCCAUCAAAACGGUUGAGUUGAUUAAAGGGAAUUCCCUGAGCUUCGGAUUAAUGCUGGGUCAAGCAAGGGACGGAGACACGGGACAUGUCUGUGUUGAAUCAGUGACCCCAAAUUCUCCGGCUGCCGCUGUGGAUCUGAAGAAAGGAGAUCGUCUUAUUGCCAUAGGAGGUAUAAAAGUAACAUCCUCUAUUCAAGCAUCGAAGCUCAUCAAGCAAGCCGGAGACAGAACCCUUGUGUUUUACGAGAGGCCUGCUGGUCAGAAGCAGCACACUGGCAGUUUGCCGGAGAACCUUGGGCAGCUGGAAGACCCUGCAUUUACUGCCUCUGCCUUUCCCCAAAACUUCGAAGAGGACGCAGUCGGCUUCAUCGUGGAUCCGGAAAACAAAGAGUUGGAUUCAGAGUUUGAGGAUAUCACCUGUGAGAUCAAGCCACCCGGAGAGACCAAAGAGGAUUCUGUUUUUGUAUCUCCAAGUCCUAAACGUACAGCGGCAACGCUUUGUACAAAACCCUUAGGGUCCGUAUCCCCUAUUCUAAACCGAAAGUUGAAUUUGCCAAGUCAAACACCUUUGAAGACCCAACCCAAAAUAAAUAAAGCUGCCCCUCCAGAAUCCCAAGACUCCACACAGCAAAACAGGUCUUCUCCUGCCAACAAGCCACCAGUCCCGCCAAGGCCUCAAGUGAAGCUUACGUUGACUUCAUGUGAAAAUCCCAGUGCUUUGGAGACGGGAGAGGCCGUUUUAGAGAAACCUGAAAGACCACCCCCACCAUCUUCAAAUGGAGAUAAACAACCAGAGAAAAAUGCAAAAAAUACAGAGGUGGUAGAUGAAGCUGCUGUGCAGAAACCCAGUUCUGUUAAACCAGAUAUUGCAAAGGAUAAAAUAUCGGAAAGUUCCUGCAGCACAAAAGACAGUGUUGAUGAUCAGCACGUCUGGGAAUCGCAGGAGAUAUUGUACAGGAACAAACAAGGGCGUUGGACAAGGUCAUCUUGUAUAUUUGAUGUUGAGAAUUAUCACCAGUAUCUGAAUGUUGCCCUGUGGUGUAGAGACUCGUUUAAAACGGGUAGUCUCUGCUGCGUGGGGCACAUUAGUAUCCGACUAGAAGACGUAGCCUUAGAGUGCCUUGCCACCGCCUCCCUGGAGUACCUAACCAGUUUUAAGCUAAACCCCACUGAACCUAGAGCCUCCGUUAGCAGAACUGCAUUAAGAAAUCUAAGCAUGCACAAGGGUUUCAAUGAAAAAUAUUGCUACGGGGACGUCACUUUAAAUUUCAAAUAUCUGAUGGAGGGCGAGUCUGAGACUUCGAGCAUGUUGUUGGAACGAGAUCGGGACGUCGGCUUUCAGGAUGACGGUUCCUCGCUUCAGAAAGAAGAGCUUCCGGUACCCCUGAUGCUGUUCGCAGAAUCCAAACACAACUUCCAAGACACGCAGUUUCAGAACUCCACCUUGUGCGAUUACUGUAAAAGGAAAGUGUGGACCAAGGCCGCUUCCCAGUGUAUGACCUGUGGCUACGUGUGUCACAAAAAAUGUCAGGAAAAAUGCUUGAACGAAAAUCCUUACUGUGUCGCUACUGAAAAAAGAGCUGACCCCGAAGCGAAAUCUUUUGGAAAUAGAACUACGGGCAUUACCAGGCACAUUAUAAACACUAGUUCCCGCCUGUUGAACCUACGGCAGGCUACAAAGCUACGGCAGCCUGAGCUCGGUUCGGAUUUGGUGGAGCCGUCGCCCAAGCACACCCCAAAUACUUCAGACAAUGAAAGUAGUGACACAGAGACAUGUGGGUCUGGCAGCCCUUCAAAAAGAGCAUCUGGUAGCAGUGGGAAAUUAGUCCGUAGAGAAGGUGGGUUGGAUGAUAGCGUGUUUAUUGCAGUGAAGGAGAUUGGCCGUGAUCUCUACAGAGGGUUACCGACCGACGAAAGGAUACAGAAGCUGGAGUUCAUGUUGGAUAAACUACAGAAUGAAAUUGACCAAGAGCUGGAGCACAACAACUCCCUAGUGAAGGAAGAGAAAGACGCCACCGAGGCACGACGAAAAGCUCUCCUAUGUGCCGCCUUGUCUAAAUCCAGCGAGAGACUUCAGGCUCUUACAUUGCUCAUGAUUCACUAUAGAGCUGGCAUCGAGGAUAUCGAAUCCUUGGAAAACUCUUCCCUAGCCCAACCCCGGAAAAACGCUAAAUGCGAAGAAGAGCCCAUCGUGGCCGUAGAGGCUGACCAUAAUGACGAGGAGGAAAAUGAUAUAGGCCAACCAGAAAGCGAAAGCCUCGGCUGCAUAUCUCCGGAGGACAAGGUUCCUGGUUCCCUUGAAGCUGAGUAGGACACUACAUGUUCUCUGGGAGUUCUAACCACUUUGUUAGAGCUUACUCAUUAUUUGCACUUAAUAAAGAUAUAUCACGUAGUCCCUUCAGUUGUCUGAAGCUAGAACUAUAUCACAAUGCUUUCACUACUAGAAUGGGACCUUCAUGAUUCUCAUUGAAUUUUAUACGUUUCUCUUGGCUCCCUGGUCUCGAACUCUGGAGUCCGCCAACUGGAAAGAGACUCCUAAAUGGGGUUUAACGGUUAGCAUGUAAAUCCACACUGGAUAUUUACUACCUUCUGUCCCAUCCACCAUCCUUUCACCUCUCCUUGCCAUGCACUGUUGUGUUUUUUUUUUCUAAUGGGUAUCUUUGUGUUUUAUUUUAUUAUAUCAAGAGGUUCAGCAACAAUGGCCGUAGAAAGGCACUACACUAUUUUAUGGCACCCUCUAUACCACUAUAAAAUAGAUUUUAUUGAUAGACUAGGGGCUUUCAUUUCCUUUUAAUACUAAUCUAAAGAGACCAAAGAUUUGUUUUGUGUUCAAAAAUAUAAUGUGAAUGUAAACAAUGGCAACAAGGGAUAGAUCUCCACAUCUUUAUGAUGUGUAAGAAGGGAUUCCAGACCCCUAGUAUGGAUAAUAUCAGGGGCCCUCGGCACCCAUGAGAGUUAUAACCUACAAACACUCGGAGGUUGCAAGAUUCCAAAAUGGAAUCCUGUCUACUUGUCUACAGAGAAGAGAGUAAGACUAGAGGCAACAUAAAGUUCUCCCUAAUUAUGUCUCUAGGUGUCCUGUAUUACACGCACAGUGUUUCCCAUUGAUAUAAUCAGUUUUUCUAAAUGUUAAUUUUAAGAUUAAUUUUUACCUUUUAAGACCAUUUAGUCCAUAUUGUGACAUGUGGAUGUUGAUUUGCACAAGGCUCACCCCAGAGUAGCGUCGCUGCACAUGCCCCAACUCCCAGUAAUGGGACCAGUAAUGUUGGAUGGAUCUAACCCUAUAUGUGUGUACUGCUGUCUGUCUUUUAACUGCCAAAUGUUUACUUUAGAAAUUGAAUUUAUGCUUCUUCUUUUUUUUUUGUUGUUGUUGUUGUCUUUUCUGUGUUUUUUCUCCUUUUUAUAAAAAUUAAGAUGCAGUGAUAUUUUGUAAUUGCCAGUAACUGCAAGAAC